CAAGCUGUCUAAAUUCUAGAAGAGAUUUCGGUACCCGAGAUAGUGCAAAUUCAUAGCGAUAGUCAGAGAUUCAGCCACAACGACGGGAUAGGCGAUGGACUGGAAAGUUUUUGUAUCAGUGGCAAUUUUGAUGCCUACCGCCCUUAGUCUUCCUUUAGAAUUCUGUUGUCCGAGCAACAGUAUUUCUUCCUCUAGGUUGUUCGGUCUAAAAACGUUUCCGCCAAUCACUGUUCAGGAUUCCGAGAUGAAGACGUACGUUUAUCCAACGAUUACGAGUCCGGAAGCCCAAAAUUCAGCGGUGGUACACGAAGAAUCAUCCUGUUGCAGCAACAAAAGCGAACGAUCAAAAGCAAAGAAGAAUGUCAUCAAAUCACGCAUGAAAUUGCGUACGCCCACGGGAUUACGUCGAAUCAAACGAUUUCCUAUUCAUUUAGAUCCACUCUACCAGUAUCGCUACCUCGCCCGAUCAGGCCAAUGCCCAACAGCCAAAGACGGCCAGCCAGAAUUCUAUUGUCCCACACCAGACCGAAAUGGAAAUUGGCGUUGCAUAGAUGAUUUCCAGCUUUGCGACGGUGUACGCCAUUGCCCAAAUGGCGAAGACGAACUUCCUGUUUCCUGCCUGUUCUAUCGAGUGGUUGAAACUCAUCUUUUGAGCGUCAGCCAACGGCUUAACAGUGACGAAAGCCGACAGCGAGGUGUUCCUCACUAAACGUGUACUUAUCCUGACGUCUCAUUGUUUAAUUGGGCUGUUAUCACCCGUUAUUACGGUUACCUUCAUCCUUAAAUGAUUGUUGUCGACCAUAAGACGAUGACAAUGACAGUGGCAAUGUGAAGCGCUUAAGAACGCUGGAGAUCAUACGGUACUUCCUGGACAAUGAAUUUCCUUUUAUUUUUCAAGCCAGAAAUUCUGCUCUAAAACCGUCAAAUUUUUUCAUUUUAUUUUAUUUCAAAUUAAAAAAUAAUAUAUAAUAAUAAUAAUAAUAAUAAAUGUUCAAAUGA
Daphnia carinata is the source of this 999-nucleotide messenger RNA. RefSeq lists its product as uncharacterized. The transcript is spliced from 4 exons. Gene Ontology annotation, cellular component: terminal bouton. Gene Ontology annotation, biological process: positive regulation of MAPK cascade. The record is from RefSeq and is a predicted model, not a curated record. Gene Ontology annotation, molecular function: transmembrane receptor protein tyrosine kinase activator activity; protein binding. Bases 95 to 709 code for a protein of 204 amino acids. Lineage: Eukaryota; Metazoa; Arthropoda; Branchiopoda; Diplostraca; Daphniidae.